CGGAGGUGAAGGAGGCGGAGGCGAAGGAGGCGGAGGCGAAGGAGGCGGAGGCGGAGGUGACUCGGCGAUGCCCUGCGGGGAGGCGCUCAUCGUGGCCCAGGAGCAGGUCAUCGAGGAUGGCCUCGUGUGCUGCGUGGAGGUGUCGGCGAGCAGCCCAGAGGACAUGGAGAUGAACGACGAGGUGGCCGAGCCCGCCGAGGAGGUGGUGGGCCCGAGCGAGGAGGGCGGAGGAGGUGGAGCCGAGGCUAUGGAGGCUGCGGAGACGUUGCUCCACAUGGAGGCCCCGGACCCCAACUGCGACGCUCACCACAUAGUGGCGGCCGAGGUGGAGGUGUUUGUGCCGCCCGACUCCCCGGGAUCGUUCGACAAAUCUCCGCUGCACGACGGCGCCCAGUCCCCGCGGAAAAAGAAAGGGCGGAAAACCAAGACGACUCGCCCGUGCUCCCCCUCUCUGAACCCGGACACGCCGGCCAAGAAGAAGUCGCGAGAAGGCCACACGGUGUACCUGUGGGAGUUCCUGCUGUCGCUGCUGCAGAACAAGAGCACGUGCCCGCGCCUCAUCAAGUGGACCGAGCGAGAGAAGGGAAUCUUCAAGCUCGUCGACUCGAAGGCCGUGUCGCAACUCUGGGGCAAGCACAAGAACAAGCCCGACAUGAACUACGAGACGAUGGGCCGGGCGCUGCGCUACUACUACCAGCGCGGCAUCCUGGCCAAGGUGGAGGGCCAGCGCCUCGUCUACCAGUUCAAGGAGAUGCCCAAGGGCUUCCUGGACGACCUGGGCGACCCGUCGGACGACUCGGGACACGAGUCGGUCAUCGCCUCGCUGAGCGCCGAGCUGCAACAGAGCGCCCCCCCGCCGCUGCGGGUGAAGGCGGCGGCGGUGGCGGCGUCUCCAGCCAGGCCCAAGAAGAUUGGUGGGACGCCGUGCAUGACGACCGUCCGCGCGGUGCAGAUGCCUUCGGUGAUCUCCAUAGACACCGCCUACCGGCAAUCGGUAGCGCUCGCUUCCGGCCAAGUCCUCAACCUCUCCGGCGGGGGCGGCGCCGGCAGCCCGAGAAUCCUGCUGCAGACGGCGGGCGGAGGCGCCCUGCACGACCUGCCGCCCGGGACCGUCAUCGCCACGACGUACGUGAGCGACGCGGGCGCCGUGGGCUCGGCCGCGACUCCCGCCAUCGCCGCGGGGGUCGGGGGGCACCAGCAGCAGCAGCAGCAGCACGAGUACAUCCUGGUGCUGACGCCCGUCGCCAACGGCGAGCACGGGGAGGCCACGCAGCUGCUCUUCUCGCUGCCCAGCGAGCAGGCGCAGACGGCGCCCGGCGCCGCCGCGCCGACGGCGAGCGAGGAGGUGCCGCUGCACAUCGUGCCGCACUCGGAGAUGGUCGUGUCGGAGAGCCCCGAGGUGGAGGUGGUGACUAUGAAGGAGGAGAGGGUGUGACGGGUGGUUCAGGGGGAUUGGGGGGCGGCGGCGGCACGGCCGCUGAAUCCGUCGCCCCCUUGUCGUCCUCCUCUUCCCCCCGACCCCCGACCCCCGACCCCGCGUGCCCGGCGGGCGUCACUUGGGUGUACAUACCGUGGAAGGGAUCAAAGUGGACUCGGGAGAAUAUACAAAACUAAAUGACAAUCAAUUUAUAUGCUUCUCAAAGAAGAGAGUUGUUUGUUUUGGUUUUCUGUUUUCUGUUGUUGAUUUCUUUCGUUUUUCUGUUUGUUUUGUAACUUAAAGCAGCACCGUUGGACCCCGCCAAAGCUGUCGCUUUCGCGCACGGCACUCGUGCGAGCGCUGUGCCGUCGUCGUAGUAGUAGGUGCCAUGACACGCGCAGGCCUCCGUCCCCAUCGGUUACCCCCCCCCCAACGAGCACGGCACCGUCGCCUGUACCGACGGACGUUCAUCCCGUAACGAAAACAAGCAUCCGCCGCCACCUAGUUUAGACCAAAAGAAAUGUUUACUCCGCCUCUGGGCAACGGAGCGAACCGCGUUUUUUUUUUGCAGUGCAUCAAAACUAACUUCUUCUUUUUUAAAUGACACGGACUUCCGAACGUUGCCGUGGAAUGUUGGCGCAUGUUUGUGUCGACCGUUGUUGAUAUUGUACAGAACCUGGUAUGUUGAAAUUACCAGUCUAUUUUUGAAUUCCCGACGACCCUUCUUUUGUCUUGUACCUUAUCGGCCGUCUCACGACGGCUUUAAAAAAAAAUAUGUCCUUCCGUUGCGUUAUUGCGGGCCAGCACCUCGGGCAAAAUCAAUUCCCGUGUCCGCCGUUGUACCAGAACACUUAUUAUGGCCAGCGGGCGGCAGAUGCCCAUUCACUCUGCAGCAGCAGCAGCAGCAACAACAACAACCAAUGUACAAAUCCACCGCCCCGGGUGCUGAUCGCAAUUUGUGUAAUUUUUCUAUCGACCGUGGUGCGUUUUUUUUAUCGCUCUCUUAUAUCUCUCGCUGGUGUAAAAAUGCAAACUCAUACACUACUACCCCAGAGUCGCUAAACAGCAGGCUUGAUUCACCGUAACACUCUCCCCCCCUCCCCCACUGUGUCUCUGUCUCUGCUACAAAUUGAGGAGGAGCUCCCUCGAUUUGAAGCUUUCGUGACUGCAAGGAUUCACCUUCUUGGUUCUUUCGGUAAAGUCACCACGUAGAAUGAGACUAAAACGAUAAAACAAAGUGGGGCGAUAAAAUUCUCACGACGUUUCGGCCACAGCACAAAGUAGCCCUUCUUCAGGCGAAGGAACAGAACUGUCGGGACGACAGCGCUUCAAUGGAUGCUGCUAAGACUCGCGGCGUCUUUUAAGCUUUCGAGCUCCCUCGUUGGCGGCUGCCGUGGUCACUCGGCCGCCUCUCCGCGCCCCCCUCGCCCCCCUCGCCCCCCUCGCCCCCCUCCUCGCCCUCCUCCGCGUGUCACCGCGUCCCCCCGGGAGCUUGCUGGGCAGCGGCGGCCGCCUCCCGCCGUAGUUCCAAAAGGUCGAUUUCCUUUCGCUCUUCGGCACCCUCUGCCGACUCGUGCGCCCAAACGGUGAUGGCCACCGCUACAACUCUUUUGAGCGGAAGCGACAGACGGGAAGAACCGCGAAAGAAAUCGCCGCUUGCUGCAAGCUGCUGCCACCCCUCUGCUGCCCGCAAGAGGCGAUUUGGCUGCGGGCUCGCCAACCCUGCUGUGCCCCCCCUUGGUAGCGCGGCGACGAAAGUCGAGUUGGCUCACAAGUGCAAAGGUGCAGCCCCGCAGCUGCCGCCUCGCAACCACCGCUGGCGGGGAGUGACCACGCCGCGCUCGAGAGCCCCCCCUCGAGAGAGAGAGGGUUGUUUUUGUUUUGUCUUGGCCUACUCUUCCCGCGCAGGAGAGGCCGGGGGGGGGGGGGGGGGUGAGUAGCAAGGAUGAAGAAGCUUUAUUUUAUAUUGGAGGAGGAAUCCGUGGAGCUAUGCAGCUCUUUCGCAGGUGUCUAGCAAGGGGAGGGAGGGCGUGUGGGGUGGGUCGGAUUCGUCACUCAAGCUAAUUUUUUUUAUGUUUACCAGGUGAAGCCCACCGAGGCUUAUUUAGCUUGUUUUUCGGAAGCGGGCCUGGCCACAAGUGACGUCUGCACCAAAGUGGCUUUUCACGUGGAAAUUUGUAGCGGCCAAACAAUAUCAAUAAUCUCAAUGCACACGCAGCCUGCCGAUUGUUGAACCCGUUUUACUCCAGCUGGGUGGACGGAUUUGUGAAAUUGUGCCGCACCAUCGUUUAGAUUCCCGCGCGCACGCCGGGAGAUGGCGCUCCCCCCACCACCCCGGUGGAGAGUUGGGAAACGUUUUAUUAAUGCCGAUGAAAUUUCGGCAAAAAAUAAUCGGGCGUGACCCCUUCCGUUGGCUUCCGGUGGUGGGCACGCGCAGAAGAGCGGCUUUGGGUUUGCCCAGCCGCUUGACCGAUGCGGCCCCCCCCCCCCUCCUCCGGCCCCCCCCCCCCCCAAAUUUUCGCACCACCGCUUACGGUCGCGCAGUGCCGUUCGCGGCUUGCGUCUCGCUCCCAACGAGUCCGCUCUUGAGUGGGCCAGUUAACACCGAUUGUUCGCACUUACAGAAAUGUCCGGAGCAAUAAACGCAAACACGGUUUCUUUUAUUUUACUGAGAAACGAAGGGAGCCGUCGUGGUUGGUGUAUCGGUGUUGGCACGCGCUGCUUCCAAGCAGAAAUCUGGGAUGGCGGCCAACGUAGAUGCGAUGAACACAUUUUUGUUAGCUGUAGCGGUAAAUAAGAGCCUGAAUUUUAAUGCGAGAUUGGGACCCGACGAAUUUCCAUUCGCUCCGCUUCGUUUGUUGUCCGCACGGAAUGCUCCGGCCUCUACCGCUGUGGCCUCGCGUGCCGUCGCGUGCCGCUCAUUCGGUCGUCUCGCGGCCGGCCGAGCCAGCUUGGUCGGAACGACGACGACCAUUUGUUGGUGUGGGGGGGGGGGGCACAGGCCCCCGUUCUCGUCCACCCCUUGCACGUCGCCAGACUGUGCACGGCCCCUCCAGCAGACGCCGGCGGAGCGAGACGAGCGUGGUGAAGGAGGCGUCGUUCGGUCUUCGGCGGCAGGCGAAAUCAUUGAUCCGUGACGACGGCGGUUUCGUCAAACCCCAAUCGAUUACGUAACCCAAUAGGAGUAGCGGCGUUCCGGACCGUCUUGACGCAAGCGUCCCUUGAAGCUUCCGAUUGAGAAGAAAAUCUUUACUUUCAGUGACUCGGGCGAGCCGCCGCGAGGUGCAGCCUCCUAGCGACACGAUCGCCCGGUGGCUUUGCAGCUCGGUUGCUGUGCGCUGUUGCGGCACUGCGUGUGAAGGUGAUCUCGCGUCGGGCAGUCCACGGUGUACAUCCCUGGGUAAGGUGUGUCCCACAUCGACUCUACAUCCUGUUGGAUCUUCGUGUUUUGAAGCCUCUCUCCCUUCUUUUACCCCCCCCCGGUCUUUUUCGGUUGCCGAUGAACACGAAUUUGAUGGGGGGGACGGACAAUAACGUAGUUUAGCGCCGAGCAUAACGCACGGGGGUUUUUUGGGUUGGAGCGCGUGAAUGUAUAAAUGUGCCGUUAAAUCCGCCACACCACCCGACACAGCCAAUUGCUAAGGUUUGUCGUGUCAACAGAACGUGGCCAAUUCGUCACUUGUACAGCACUAACCGGUUGUGUUGGAGAGCAAAGCCACACAACAUUUUACAAUCGGAGUACGACGUUUCGCCAGUAGUUACAACCGGCAUCAGCAGGCGGCAGUCAGACUUGUGGAGAAAUCCUCCCGUUUCGUUAAAUAGAGGGAAAGGUGUGCGCCAUCUCCUCUCCUUACCGAUUGGCUGUGGCUGGUUUAACGACAAAUUUAUAUUUACGUGAUCUAAUCUGAUAAAAGCCUUUGGAUAAUAUUGGUCGUAAAAGCCUCUAACUCUCUGCGUGUUAAACUAGUGUAGAGCAGACACGCGCUGUUGUCACCCACUGGGUGCUGACAGUCCUGGGCCAUACCGACGAUGACAUUGUACGUUUACAAUUUCUGUAAUUAAAAAAAACUAAAAUUCUUAGUUUUUUUUAAGAUUUCUUAAAAGGCACCUUUUUUUGUGCGUUCACAGCAAACCGUAUGCCCCCCCCUCUCCCGCAAACUCUUUUUAAAGUGUCCCGGAAGUUUCUAAUCGCCGCUCGUUUUCAGAGAAGGGUACAAAAGCACCCCGCACACACACACGCAAACACAACUUGAUCCAGGAGGACCGGGAGAGCGCCGGAGAAAUUCCUUUUUAAAGUGUCGGAGCGUGCGAGGGAGAGAACUCGUCGCAGAACCUGUACACUCCCACCCCCCGUAUUCCGUGACAUUUGCCACCUCGGUUUUAAAGACUCUUGGGGCGGGGUAGCGUGGCGUGUAUCGCGACAUGCUGUUGGUGGUGGGGAGGGCGGUGACGAUCGCGACGCGCCCGGUCAGUUUACGGACUCUCUGCUCCACCUGGCCUGGGUAACAGCGUUGAGCGGACGACGCCAAGAGUGGGUUUCUGUUAGGGCGCGUAGCGAACGCGCGGCUCUCUCGCUUGUAAGUUAAACAUUAAACGGCAGCAACAGCGUGACUGGAGGUUUGCUUUGGGUUAGAUCGUGCAAAUGUUUGAAUGCGUCUUAAUACACCGCCGCCAGCCGACACGGCCGAUGAGUGAGGUUUGUCAACGUGAACAAAACGUGCCAAUUUGUUACUAACACCGCUCGUGUGUUUGGGAGAGUAAAUAUCGCGAUGACAUUUACAAUUCGAGUAGCCGUGUUGACAUUUUCGCCGCUCGGUACAACAGCAGCCAGCCUCAUCAGGCGUCAGCCAGAGUUCGUGGAGAAAUCCUUCCUCCUGUUUGAGUCAAAACAAAUCCCGGCUUGCUGUACAGCAGACCGUGCCGAUGAUCUCAAGGAGUAGCGCUGUGUGUGUGCGUGCGUGCGCGCAUUCAACUUUUUGAGCGACGCACAAUAUAUU
Molecule: messenger RNA, 6414 nt
Organism: Petromyzon marinus (sea lamprey)
Lineage: Eukaryota; Metazoa; Chordata; Hyperoartia; Petromyzontiformes; Petromyzontidae
Biological process (GO): cell differentiation; regulation of transcription by RNA polymerase II
Cellular component (GO): nucleus
Molecular function (GO): DNA-binding transcription factor activity, RNA polymerase II-specific; sequence-specific DNA binding
Source: RefSeq, a predicted model, not a curated record